Ambispora gerdemannii is the source of this 318-nucleotide messenger RNA. The record is from the annotation of a GenBank genome assembly. Lineage: Eukaryota; Fungi; Glomeromycota; Glomeromycetes; Archaeosporales; Ambisporaceae.
AUGCCAGAGCAAAGUGUAACGCCUAGCAACAGUGUUUAUGAUGCUCAGCAUGAGGAAAUAGAUAUAUUCCUCGAGUCUAUCAAGAAUAAACCAAUUUUGGAGCAAAAACAAAAAUUGGGUGAUAGACUCUUCCCAAAAGUUAAAGCCACGGUCAAGAGUCUUGGAAUGAAGGCUCAAGCAAGCAAAGUAACAAUCAUUCUUCUCGAUACCGAUGAUCUCCGUGAAUUGGCUCAUUCAAUGAACGAUCCAGAUAGAUUUAAAGUAAAAGUUGAAGCUGCGGUGGCAAAAAUUGCUACCGGUUCCAUUGCUGCCAAAUAA